This is a messenger RNA of Didymosphaeria variabile, 1737 nucleotides long. RefSeq names its product 20S-pre-rRNA D-site endonuclease nob1 (gene nob1). The transcript has a single exon. Lineage: Eukaryota; Fungi; Ascomycota; Dothideomycetes; Pleosporales; Didymosphaeriaceae. Gene Ontology annotation, cellular component: preribosome, small subunit precursor. The record is from RefSeq and is a predicted model, not a curated record. Gene Ontology annotation, biological process: maturation of SSU-rRNA; ribosomal small subunit biogenesis. The coding region runs from base 1 to 1737 and encodes 578 amino acids. Gene Ontology annotation, molecular function: RNA endonuclease activity.
AUGGCAACCCAAAAUAGCGAAAAGCUCAUUCACUCGAUAAUAAUCGACACAGGCCCUCUGAUCCACAACACCGUUUCCAUUUCAACCAUUAUAAACUCAGCAGAAGUACUUUACACCACACCAGCCAUCGUAGCGGAAAUCCGUGACCCCGCCACUAGGUCACGGGUCGAGACGACGCUGUUGCCUUUCCUAAAUGUUAAGACGCCUUCGCCAGCAAGCUAUGACGCUGUUGCAGAGUUCGCAAAGAAGACAGGUGAUUACCCGGUUCUGAGCAAGCAAGAUUUGGGCAUCUUGGCGCUGGCGUAUGAGGUGUACUGCGAAAAGCAUGGUGGGUCGUUUGGAUUGAGGAGUGUGCCAAAGGGGCCGGUGAAGUUGACGGCGGAGGAGCAAAAGAGAGCAGACGAGGAAGCUGCUGAGAAGCGUGAACAAGAAUCAAAGAAAGAGGCGGAAUAUGCCACACUUCGCGAGAAGAAGGCGGAGUUGAAGCGCAAGCAGAAAGAAGUGAAGGAAGCUGCAGAAGCGAAAGGAGAAAUCGUGGCGGCGCCCUCACAGCCUAUUGAAGGGCUUCCAGCCGAACCUGCUGCAGUAUCUCAGGGGCCUUCCGAUGAAGUAUCUCUUGUGAACCACGAAGAAGUCUUAGAACGGAAGGAUGGUGAACCAGCGGCUGCAGUAGAGCCGCCUGAGCACAAUGACACCAAGACGACGAAGAAAAAGGUCAACAGCAAAAAGGCUCGUCGCGCUCGCCAAUACGCCGAAAAGCAAGCUCUCUUAAAAACCCAGGACUCUGAGGAGCAGUCUAGUCAACCGGGAUUCAAGAACAGCACAGCAGACGUCCAGGAGGAUAUCGCAUCUACCCAAACCUCGGAUGCAUCUCCCGCAACCCAGCAGCGCGAGCAAGAACCUCAGGAGUCUGAGCAAGUAACUCAAGCAUCUGAGCAAGCACCCGAGGAGCCCGAGGAAAGCAGCCUUCAGAAGAAGUUGCACCCCGCGAAAGCCCGUCUCCUGCGCCGCGUCGCCGAACGCGAAGCUCUCGCAAACGAAGCCUCACCCGCACCUGGCGUAACUCAGCAACCCACCCCUCCCACCUCGGAAGACGACUCCGAUAGCAAUGAAUGGAUCACACCAGGCAAUCUCUCCAAGCACCAACACAUGGACACCUCCGAUACGCCCCUCCGUGCAGGCGAACCCCAGCUCUCCGUCGCAACCAUGACAACUGAUUACGCCAUGCAAAACGUCCUUCUCCAAAUGAACAUGCAGCUCCUCUCGCCUGCCAUGCAGCGCAUCCGCCAAGCCCGCAGCACCAUCCUCCGCUGCCACGCGUGCUUUCUCACCACCCGCGAAAUGGACAAGCAAUUCUGCCCGCGCUGCGGCCAACCCACGCUCCAGCGCGUCGCGUGCAGCACCAACGCCAAAGGCGAAUUCCAGGUCCACCUCAGCACAAAGUACCAGCACAACAAGCGCGGGGAAAAGUACAGCAUCCCUAAGCCGGUUGGCGGGACGAGCAACGGAAAGUUGAGGGGGCAAGGUGGCGGGAAAGGCGGGUGGGGAAGGGACUUGGUAUUGAGUGAGGAUCAGAAGGAGUUUCAGAGGCAGAAUGCGGAGCGGAAGAGGAUGGAGGUGAAGGAUCCAAUGGAUCAGGAUUACCUACCGGAUAUCUUAACGGGGAACCGUAGCAAGCAUGAUGGAAGGCCGAAGGUAGGCGCUGGGAGGGACGUUAAUUCACGAAAGAGAAAUUAG